This is a messenger RNA of Hibiscus syriacus, 2362 nucleotides long. RefSeq lists its product as uncharacterized. Lineage: Eukaryota; Viridiplantae; Streptophyta; Magnoliopsida; Malvales; Malvaceae. Bases 766 to 2292 code for a protein of 508 amino acids. The transcript has 4 exons. The record is from RefSeq and is a predicted model, not a curated record.
GUAAUCGAAUCGGGAAAUAUAUCGCCUGAAAUUUCCGUUAAGAAUUUUUAAUUUUAAUUCCUUUUCAAAUUUCAAUUUUCCCUGACAUAUUCUCUUGUUUUCUUUUGUAAUCUCUUUUCAAGCUUUUUUUUUUAAUUAAAUUUUCUCGUUAUCCAAACAGUCCCAUAUCUAUUGUUAUUCGUUCUCUUCGCCGCUCUGAGUUCAAAUGGAGAUGGCUAUGGAGGAUUCGCGUUCCAGUACCUUGCUUUCUAUUCGCUCCAUGGCCUUCGAGGCUUUCUCUGCCGCUGUUAGAACGCGACGGUUUGCUAAGAAUCCGAUACCUAAUUCCCCGCGAAUAUCUAUAGUUGUAGUUUGUUAAAGUGUUUUUCUGUUGUUAGUGUUCUUAAAGGAAAUUUGUUGGCUUAAUAUUUCUUUGCUUGAAACCUGGAAAUUCGAAUUAUCGAAGUAGAAGUAUCUUGUUUUUAUGAAGUUCUGCGAGAAUUUUAGAAGUUCGUUUGUGAAUUUGAAGUUUUAGAGCUUUGUGGAAUUAUCGAUACUUGGUUAGGGUUUCAUGUGGAAGAAGUUGAAGGAACUUAGAAAUUUGAAGUUGAUUGCUUUGAAUUUUGUUUAACCUUCAAAUGAAGUUAUGAAAAUUGAUUCUUAGGACUUGUACGCGCGUGUAAAAAGUUGAAACGAACAAAGAAAUACUAAAUUUGGAUUUAAUUUGUGGAAUUGUGGAUUAAGUUCAGUUAGGGUUUUAACCAUAUUGUUUAGUUAGAAAUUUGAAUGGAGGAGAGGAGGGAGUUAGGAUUCCAAAGGAAAGGUGCUUGUAGCUUGAAGGAACAAUUAGCAAAAACAACUCUGAACAAUGUAAGAUCGCAAGGGCAUACUUAUGUAGAGCUUCGCGAGGAUGGGAAGCGGUUCAUAUUCUUCUGCACUUUGUGUCUUGCACCAUGUUAUAGUGAUUCAGUGUUACUUGAUCAUUUGAAAGGGAGCCUUCACAAAGAGAGGUUAGCUGCUGCUAAGAUUACGUUGUUAGGAACUAAUCCAUGGCCGUUCAAUGAUGGUGUCUUGUUCUUUGGUGCAUCCAAUGAAAAGGAGAAACAAUCUGCAGUUGUAAAUGAUAACCAGAAUAGGUUGUUGGAGUUUCAAAACAAUGAUAUCCUUGCUGUUGUGAAAUAUGUUGGCAAUCAAGUUAGUUCCAAUAACAAGCAAGUGAAUGGUAAAGCUGGGGAUUCUGAUCUGGUGAUUCCAGGGGUGCUAAUGAAGGAUGAAAUUUCUGACUUGAAAUUGAAUUUUAUUGGUUUUGGGGAAAUUGCUGCUAGGUUCUCCGAGAAUGGAGUUUCAAAUAGUAUCAGCAGAAUAUGGUGUGAGUGGCUAGGGAAAGAGGCUCCCAAAAAUGAUGAUAAGUCGAAGGUCUCGAAGAAUGAAUUUGCUGUUGUAACUUUUGUUUAUAAUUGUGAUCUAGGUAGAAGGGGAUUGCUCGAUGAUGUCAAAUUACUAUUAACAUCUAGUUCAACAGCAGAUUUGGUUAAUGGUGAAGCUGCUACUAAGAAAAGGAAGAAAUCAUUUUCUGACCCUGAGGAUAGUGAAUCUUUGAGAAAUCAGUAUGAUUCAUCUGGGGAAGACUCUUCAGCUUCAAAUGGUGCUUCUUCAAGUCUGGCAUUAGCUCGAUACGAUGAUCAGCUUCUGCUCACAAGAUUUAUAUCAAAUAAGGCUAUAAGGAGGGAGUUGAGGCGGCAACAGCGCGUAGCUGCUGAAAGAAUGUGCGAUAUCUGUCGGCAAAAGAUGCUUCCUGAUAAAGAUGUAGCGGCACUGAUGAACUUGAAUACUGGAAAACUUGUUUGCAGUAGUAGAAAUGUUAAUGGGGCCUUCCAUUUAUUUCAUACUUCAUGCCUUAUACAUUGGAUACUCCUAUGUGAGGUUGAGAGGAUCGAGAACCAGCCAGUUAAUCCUAAAGUAGUAAGACGAAGAUCUAGGAGAAAAAGUCGAACCAAAUCCACUAAAACGGGGAAGAAUGGAGAGGCUAAACCCGCAGGAACCCUGAUUACUUCUGUACUCUGCCCAGAGUGCCAAGGAACUGGUAUUGAGAUUGAAGGAGAUGAGCUGGAGAAGCCUGAGAUAUCUCUUUCUCAGAUGUUUAGAUAUAAGAUUAAAGUAAGUGAUGGUCGUAGAGAAUGGAUGAAAAACCCUGAAAUUCUGGAGAAUUGCUCUACCGGCUUUCAUUUUCCUUCUCAGUCUACAGAGAUAAUUCAGGAGAAAGUAAUGCCAUUAAAAUUGCUGCAUUUCUACAGCGCCGACAUGUCUGAAUGAAGCAGGAGCUUCGUUGGGUGAGUUCUGCAAUUCAUGUUAUGUUUAAUGUGCAAAUGUGUUUAAACCUGUG